AUGGAACACAAGAUUAGUACAACUUCCACAUCAUACAAACUUGAGCGUAAAUGGAGCCUGGUUAAUGCCUUGGCAAAGGAAUUGGCUGAUAUAGGAGAUGAAAUUAAUGGAAGAUUUUCGUAUCCUCUUGAUAGUCUAUCCUAUUCAAACGAAUUGGCCAUGAAAACAAUUUCAAAUUCACCUGGGACAUUCCAACAUUCUGAUUAUCUGAGUUGUAAAACUGGAUUCAAUUCAAAAGGUGAAACUAUUCGUUUAUUUUACUAUGCUACACCUGUACUGGUUAUAGCCUACCUGUUCUAUCGAAGAAUCAGUUAAAAUAGUACCUCACCUGGAUGACAUUACACAGAUUUUAUUAUUUAAACUAACAAUCAGAUAUCAGAUGUCUACUCUUAUCCACUUAACCAAAAGGAAUUUAUUCAGCAAGAUGAAAACAAUCCCCGAAUUGUCAGAUUCAGAAUUUAUUAAUGAAAUGGAAUAUCAAGCCAUGUUAAAUUUGUACACAUGAGAAGCGUAGAUACUGUAUACAUGGGAGAUUUUUCAAACAGUUGGAAACUUGAUUCGUUAAUCAUCAAAUCGUGAAUCAUGCUACUUGGAUAUGCGUAUGAAUCUAAUAGUGCUUCUAAUUAACAACAAACCUAAAAGUUGAAUUCUAAUGAGGCACCGAAACAACUAGGACCGGAUACCAACUCUAUGUAUAUUUUCAUUGUAUAUGAAAAACAUAUUUUCUGACUUACCGUAGUAUAUUUUUUCCAAAUAAAUGUCUGACAAUGAUUUAUGGAUUCUUUCCAUAAAAAAUGAUAAUGGUGAAAAAAUCAAGGGUUUUUAAAUGUUUUUCUAAAUUUUUUACGUAUAUACUUCGUGGAUGCGCAUUGUUGAGGAGUCCCACAAUAUGACGAAACG
Messenger RNA from Schistosoma mattheei, 900 nucleotides. The record is from the annotation of a GenBank genome assembly. NCBI's taxonomy places the organism in Eukaryota, Metazoa, Platyhelminthes, Trematoda, Strigeidida, Schistosomatidae.